UAAAACAGCCUAACACAGAACAAGAGGAAGUCGCGGGAGUCAUAAAAGCAUGUCGCCCAAUACUCUCCCAGACGAAGCCACGAUUCCUUGUUGACAUAGCCGCUGGCUGGGCGAUGUCUCUUUAAGAGAGAUUUCUGCCCAGGUAAAGGGGGAGGUCCCUCUGCUCUCCCCCUCCCCCUUUUCCUUCCCUCCGCGUCUGUCACUGGGGAUUAACAACUGCGGCCAGCUCAGCGCCGGAGGAUCAGGCUCGCAGGGAGAGCGAGAGACAGAUUGAGGCUGCACGGGGCGAGCUGGGGGUGCCGGUAUGUACGUCCCCCCUCCCGCGCUGGUAACAUUUGGACCCUCCUCCUAGCGAGCGAGCAAAGGAGGCGAAAGAGGAGGAAGCUUUGCUUUGGGCUUCGCUUUGGGAAUCCACUUCCUGGAGGAGCCCUACCGGUGCACAGGUCUCCUGGGUGCCCUGCUUAGCCGAGGGAGAGGAGGCGCAGGAGCCGCACCCGCCCACAAUGAAGGACCGGCUGGAGCAGCUGAAGUCGAAACAGGAUGACACUGAAGAUGACUUAGAAAUUGCUAUUGACAACACUGCUUUCAUGGAUGAAUUCUUUGCAGAGAUUGAAGAGACCCGGCAGAAUAUUGACAAAAUUUCAAAGAAUGUAGAAGAGGCAAAAAAGCUGUACAGCAUUAUCCUGUCUGCUCCUAUCCCUGAACCAAAGACAAAGGAUGAUCUGGAGCAGCUGACAGCAGAUAUCAAGAAAACGGCCAAUGCUGUUCGAAACAAACUUAAAAGUAUGGAGCAGAAUAUUGAGCAGGAUGUGGCUCGGUCAUCAGCUGACCUGCGGAUACGGAAGUCCCAGCAUUCAGUCCUUUCCCGAAAAUUUGUGGAGGUGAUGACCAAAUACAAUGAGGCACAGGUUGACUUCCGGGAACGGAGUAAAGGGAGGAUCCAACGACAGCUUGAGAUCACUGGGAAAAAUACAACAGAUGAAGAGCUAGAGGAAAUGUUAGAGAGUGGGAAUCCAUCGAUAUUCACAUCUGGGAUCAUGGAUUCCCAGAUCUCGAAGCAAGCGCUGAGUGAGAUUGAGGGACGACAUAAGGACAUUCUGCGACUCGAGAAUAGCAUCAAGGAGCUUCAUGACAUGUUUGUGGACAUUGCCAUGCUGGUAGAAAAUCAGGGUGAAAUUGUAGAUAAUAUAGAACUCAACAUGAUGCACACCAUGGACCACAUAGAGAAAGCACGUGAGGAAACCAAGAAGGCUUUAAAAUAUAAGAGUAGGGCACGCAAGAAAACAAUAAUUAUCAUUGUGAUAAUAGUAGUCUUGCUGGGAAUUGUAGCUCUCAUUAUUGGACUUGCAGUUGGACUGAAGUAAAAGUAACCAGCUGGGUAUCUGGCACUGAACCACAUUCCCACGCUCCUCCUAAGCCAGUAGCAAGAUUUUCCUUCUUGAACUUCACUGCCAUGGUUUGAUCUUUCCUUCCCUACCCUCCUUGGAUGAAGUAUGCAUGGUGCCCUGCAGAAUGAGUGCACUUGCACCAGUGCUUCCUGUGAGAGCCAGGUUGUUCCAGUCCCAUAGCCUGAAGACCCUAAUAUACCUUCCUGCAACCAGAAAAUCCAGAAACCUCAUGGCAUUCCAGAGAGAAGUUCCUAUCUGAUCUACUCCUUAUCCAUUCCUCCUUUCCUUCCCGAUUUACCUGCUGCCUUCAAUUCAAGCAUUUCUUCUUGAAUGAUCAACAAUACAGUGGAAAUGAACCUUAGAGGAAUUUGGGGAGCCUUAUUGCCUACCUCACUGCUUUAAUUUAACCUUUUCAAAAACACUGUACAGAUUAUUGGAGAUGCCAGCCAAUAUUACUUCCAAAAAGUCCAUGUUACAGCUAAGACUUAAACCUGUGGUUGUCACCCACCUCCUAAUCUUUACCCCAUUUUAGACUCCACAAGCUGGAGCAGGUAUUGUAUUUUCUAUGGAAGAGAUGAAAUGAUAGCCCAGAGGGAUCCCCUCAAUCUGCAUCAAGUGAGGAAAUGAACACUUAAAAGUAGCUAUAAGAAGGGACAAGGAAUCUGCAGUCAGUUAAGCCGUUCUUGGAAGAUACAGCAGAUUUAGGCAGACAAGCACAAAUUGAGGCACUCCAGACUUGAAAACACCAAGGUGUUCAGUCCAUGUUUUAAAUCAAGCCAACAGCUGUGUUUUGCAUUGGGGAUGGACUGUUAGCCCUCAUAUCCUUGAAGUCUGAGAUGCUUGUGUUUUAUUACCUAGUCAGCUGAAAUGUUUUGGUAUAGCCAUGGACAUUCCACACUUUGGGAACUUACAACAGGUCUGAAUAACAAGGAAGACCUAUCUUCAAAUACUCAUUAACAAAGACACUCCUAGGGGAUAUGUGUUACUUACAUCUUGGAUAACCCCUUUCACUUGUGGAAUGCAGUUAUAUUUCUGAGGCACUGUAAGUAGUGGUGUGCAAAGUAUUUUGUGAUUGAAAUAGUUCAGUUUUGAAUGGUUGCUCUGAGUGUACUGAAAUGGUUUGACCUUGGAACUGAGGAUGAAUGAAAUGUACACUUGAAACAGCCCAUUUUAACCCAACAUGUUUUGUACACCUCUAUUUGCAGAAUUUAAUUUCCUUCAAAUCAAAUGAAUGCUUGAGUACUGAAGGCAUGAUGUAUCUCAUCUCUAUUCUGAUAUUUAAUUGUGUUUAUGGUAUAUCUGUUUGAGGACAUGAAGAUUAGGGAAAUUGGAGACCGUGUGUGUGUGUGUGUGUGUGUGUGUGUGUGUGUUCUAUUUUAAUUUUUAAAAUUUUGUACUGAUGGUUUCUGGUUGAUAAAUGUUGCACCCAUCACUGAAAUUGCUGUUUGUAAUCUGGCCAAGGUUUGUAGGGCAAGAAAACUGGUCUGGAGAAAAAUAUUGCGUUUAGUUGAUGGCAUGGCAGCUGAGGCCCAUGCUUUCUAACACCUAAUCUCUUUACAGAAAACAUUUUAUUGCUGGAUAAAAUACUUCUGUUUUGUUAAGGGUGAAAGAGAAAGAAUCUUUCUCUUAUGAAUACAGUUACAGCAGUUAUGUUUUUCUGAUAGAAAUUCCCCUCAAUUUUUUUCUCAACUUGUUUUUGUAUAUGAGAAAGUUUUGCUAUGGUUACCAACUUGUAUGCCCUUUGGCCCUCUCAACCCGACCUGUGCCAUUCCUACAGUGGUGUCACACAUGGAAAUGGAAAGGUUUGUGUAUUUGUGAAAUGCUUAAAAAUUUGUGGAUUUCUCUAGUGGGGGGGGGUACAUUUUUGUUUGUUUAGAGAAGCUAGUCAUAUCAUGAGAGGGAGUGCCAGGCCUUUCCUUGGGGGGAAAAGUUAACACAAUUGUUCUUGCCUUCAGUAUCAGUAUAUUUGCUGCAUGGAAACCUACCUCAGAGACUAAAUCAACCACGUUCUCUGCUUACACCUGCUUUUCAACAUAGGGCUGUGGAGGAGUCAUUUCUAUGGCAGAUUUUAGGACUCUGGCAGUAAUGUUUUAUCAGAUUCAGAGAUCAGCUGCACACUCAAAUUCUAUAGAGAUUAUUUGCUUUCUGAUUACAUGAGACAUAAUAGCCCUUUGAUUGGAACUGAAGAGAUUAUUCCCAUUGGGUCUGGGAAGAGAUGACUACUUAGUAAUUCCUAGCAAUAUUUAUCAGCUUCUCCACCAGUUCCACCAUUUAGAUCCACCCAGCUUCUAGUUUGUCUAGCCAUGGUGGGUAGAUGAAACAUUUAUAUAACAUUCUUCUGGGGGUGACAGACAGAGCUGAGAAAGUGUGGUGGUCUUUCAUAGCUUUGAUGUCUGUAACUUGUAAAUGGGCUGGCAGCAGCAGUGAAAGGAUCAUUUAUGAGAACUAUCUGUAAAGAUGGAAGACUGAACUUCAACAUACUAAGCUGCCUAUGGACAGCAGAGAUUCUAGGAAUUUUUAUGAAACUUUUUAAAGAAAUGGUAAAGUUUAAGAAUAAAUGAAGUUAUUUGAA
Molecule: messenger RNA, 3960 nt
Organism: Candoia aspera
Lineage: Eukaryota; Metazoa; Chordata; Lepidosauria; Squamata; Candoiidae
Gene: STX3
Product: syntaxin 3
Exons: 11
Coding region: 504-1364 (286 amino acids)
Biological process (GO): intracellular protein transport; exocytic insertion of neurotransmitter receptor to postsynaptic membrane; synaptic vesicle fusion to presynaptic active zone membrane
Cellular component (GO): postsynapse; endomembrane system; plasma membrane
Molecular function (GO): SNARE binding; SNAP receptor activity
Source: RefSeq, a predicted model, not a curated record